GGCAGGUGGCAGCGGGGAGCGGGCCCGGGGGUCCCGCGGCGGCGGGGCCAUGCGGCGGGCGGCGGAGCGCUGAGGGGGGCGCCGGGCCAUGGCGGCGGCGCUGACGGCGGUGCGCACCGAGGGCGCGGAGCCGCCCGGCGGGACCCCCCCGCCCCGUCGCCGGGGGCUGCUGGCGGGGCCGCGUCCCGGGGCCGCCGCCCGCCCCGCCGGGCCGCCGCGCUGCUGCCGCCGCCGCCUGCAGAACUGCCUCUACAACGUGCUGGAGCGGCCCCGCGGGUGGGCCUUCGUCUACCACGUCUUCAUAUUCCUCCUCGUCUUCAGCUGCCUGGUGCUGUCGGUCUUCUCCACCAUCCAGGAGCACCAGAAACUGGCCAACGAGUGCCUCUUCAUCCUGGAGUUUGUCAUGAUCGUGGUGUUCGGCAUGGAGUACAUCAUCCGCGUCUGGGCGGCCGGCUGCUGCUGCCGCUACCGGGGCUGGAGGGGACGCUUCCGCUUUGCCAGGAAACCCUUCUGCGUUAUAGAUUUCAUCGUCUUCAUCGCUUCGGUGGCUGUCAUCGCUGCCGGCACCCAGGGCAACAUCUUCGCCACCUCGGCACUGCGCAGCAUGCGCUUCCUGCAGAUCCUGCGCAUGGUGCGCAUGGACCGUCGCGGCGGCACCUGGAAGCUGCUGGGCUCUGUUGUCUAUGCCCACAGCAAGGAGCUCAUCACCGCCUGGUACAUUGGCUUCCUGGUGCUCAUCUUCGCCUCCUUCCUUGUCUACCUGGCUGAGAAGGAUGCCAAUGCCCAGUUCGCCACCUACGCCGACUCCCUAUGGUGGGGCACGGUCACCCUCACCACCAUCGGCUACGGGGACAAGACACCGCAGACAUGGCUGGGACGGAUGCUGGCGGCUGGCUUCGCCCUGCUCGGCAUCUCCUUCUUCGCACUGCCCGCCGGCAUCCUGGGCUCUGGCUUCGCCCUCAAAGUGCAAGAGCAGCAUCGGCAGAAACACUUUGAGAAGAGACGGACUCCAGCAGCAAACCUGAUCCAGGCUGCCUGGCGCCUGUACUCGACGGACAUCAGCCGUUCGUACCUGACAGCCACGUGGUGUUACUACGACAGCCUCCUGCCCGCCUUCAGAGAGCUGGUCCUAAUGUUUGAGCAUUUACACCGAGUCCGCAACGGAGGAUUUAGGAAUUCAGAGGUGAAAAAAUUGCCUGACGGAGCCCCACCGCCUUAUCACUCCUUCACCCCUGGCCAGAAAAGCAUCAGCCCCGCCGCUUGUUCAGGGGAAAGCUGGAAGGAGGAGGACGUACCACCCCACAAGUGCUUACGCCUCAGCAACAAGAUGGGCAUCAAGGAGCGCAUCCGGCUGAGCAGCUCGCAGCGGCAGGGCAGCCGGGGCCGGCAGCACCUGGGCCCCCCCCUGCACCGCUCCCCCAGCACCGAGGACAUCCCCGAGGCCUCCAGCCCCACCAAGGUGCAGAAGAGCUGGAGCUUCAAUGACCGGACCCGCUUCCGCGCAUCCCUGAGGCUCAAGCCACGGACCCCGGUUGAAGCUGACUGCCCGCUGGAGGACAGUGGUGAGGAGAAGAGUUCCCACUGUGACCUGACCUUUGAGGACAUCAUGCCACCGGUGAAGACCCUAAUCCGAGCUGUCAGGAUCUUGAAGUUCCUGGUGGCCAAGAGGAAGUUCAAGGAGACCUUGCGACCCUACGAUGUCAAGGAUGUCAUUGAGCAGUACUCAGCUGGCCACCUGGACAUGCUGGGCAGGAUCAAGAGCCUGCAGACACGCGUGGACCAGAUCGUGGGCAGGGGGGCCCUGACUGUGGACAGGAAGAUACGGGAGAAGGGGGAGAAGCCGGCGCUGGAGACAGAGCUGGUGGACGAGCUCAGCAUGAUGGGGCGUGUGGUCAAAGUGGAGAGGCAGGUGCAGUCCAUCGAGCACAAGCUGGACCUGCUGCUCGGGCUCUACUCCCAGUGCCUCCGCAAGGGCUCCACAAACUCCUUCAGCCUGGCUGCCGUGCAGGUGCCGCCCUGUGAGCCCGACAUCACCUCCGACUACCACAGCCCCGUGGACCACGAGGACAUCUCGGUCUCUGCCCAGACCCUCAACAUCUCCAGGUCGGCCAGCGCCAACAUGGACUGAGUGGGGAGGCAGCGGGACGGAUCCUGCCAGCGUGCAGCCGGUGGGACGGGAUGCUGGGAUGGGGGGGGGGCAGCAGGGCAUCACCCAGCCCUGUCUAGCCACGUCCUUCACCGUGUUACUUGAACCAAGUCUUCCUUUGUGGGGGGCACGGCUGCAGCGAAAUGCCAGCUCUGGGGCUGGGGUGGGAGCCCGUGGCACUGCGGCAUGGCCAGACCAUGCUCCUGCCCUUCCGGGGGGGUGAGAGCCCCCCAAUUCCUGGGGCCUUGCGUGCUCCCCAGCCAUGGUGGGGAUGCUCCAGGCUGGCCCCAUCCCCUGGGGUUUGGGUCGUACCCCCAGCCCCAGCCCUCAGGACCUGUCCAGCUCCCCAGUGGGGUCCUGCCUGGUCCCCCGGAGCCGAGCCGGGGCCACCGCCAGCUAUGCAAGGCUCCAUCUCCCCUCCGCUGCCAGUGCCGAGCAGGGGCAUUGGGGCAUGACCCAGUGCGGUUUCAGCUGCAGCACUGGGUCAGGGCAGCGGCAGGCGCCCCCCAGGCUGGGGAGUGGGGGGGUCUGUCCCCCCUCACCGUCCUCUGCCUGGGUUUUUUCCCUGCUCGCAGCGCUGCUGCUGCACCUGCACUUCUAGAAGCACAGCAGAGCCUUCUGCCUGCCCGUGCAUGCUCCCAGGGCAAUAUAUAUAUAGAAUAUAUAUAUAUAUUUAUGCAAUAAUGUCUUAAUAUGCAACACCCCCGGGAAGAGCAACCCGUGGGGACUUAGGCAAUAAGCAAACCCCCCUACCAGCACCGAGGGCUGGAUCCUGCUGCCCGUGGGGGCCCACCUGGGUGCCCUGGGAGCUUGGGGCUGGGUGACAAACCUCUGCACGAGGGUGGCCCAGGGGCUGGGCUGGGGCUGUGGAGGAGGGAGGGAUGCAGGCACGGGCAAUGGGGACAGCGGUCCCCAAGGUGCAUCCCUCUUGUGUCCCAGGCUCCGCUUUUGCUUAGAGGAUUUCUUCCCUGCUGGGUCCUGUGGUGCUCAGUUUGUCCCUCCCCAUCUCCCCAUCCCCUCUCUGGUCCAGGGAGCACGGGCCGGGCUUGAGGGAGUGACUGCCCGGUGGGGACGGACUGGUGUUGGCCAUGCCUGAUUGCAUGCCACUUGCAGCAGAGCCAUGGCAGCUCCUGUGCUGUCCCACUCCCCUUCACUGCCCCAACCCCAGCCCUGCAACUGGUUUCCAGUCCCACAGCGCUGGGCUGAGCCAGGCUGGAAGCAACUGUGGUAGUGCCAAAGUUUGCUGAGCUGGGGCUGGCUCCUGCUCCCGCACAGCCGGGGGUCCUGGGGGUCCCGGUGCCCUGUGGGGCUUGGCGGUGACACCUGCAUCGUCACAGCCCCGGGAUCUGACCUGGGCUGGCAGGGACCCACCGAUCCCCUCACUGCCAGUGCAGCCCCUCUCUGGGCUUCGGAUCGUGGGAUUUGCAACCCCCUUUCCCAAGCCCCCCUGUGCCUCUGCUCCUGGCAGCGGGUACCCCCAGUCGUGCUCGUUUUUCUUGCCUCGUUAGUGCAUGUGGCCAGCGCGGGCCAUGCCGGAGCCGCUUGCAGCCUCCCUGCUGCUCCUGCACCACCCUGGUCCCCUCUCCUCGCCCCAGGGGUGCCUGCCCCCCCCGGCUCGGCCGUGGGGCAGCAAGGGGAUGGCUGGGUGCCGUGGGUGGGCAGGUGGUGGGUUGGUGUGUGGGUGCCGUGGGUGCCCGGCUGUGGGGCGAGGGUGCAUGCGACAGCUUUGCCCGCAGCCACGCACAAGAACUAACCCAUAGGACCCUCCCCGGAGCUGGCUGGUCCCCGCAGACCUGCCCAGCCAGCGUUAGUUACCUCACUUGAUUAAAUUAUUAACUUAUUUGUUUCAUUAAAAUUUGGAGUAGA
Messenger RNA from Falco peregrinus (peregrine falcon), 4012 nucleotides. RefSeq names its product potassium voltage-gated channel subfamily Q member 4 (gene KCNQ4). Gene Ontology annotation, biological process: potassium ion transport; transmembrane transport. Gene Ontology annotation, cellular component: membrane. The record is from RefSeq and is a predicted model, not a curated record. Gene Ontology annotation, molecular function: voltage-gated potassium channel activity. Lineage: Eukaryota; Metazoa; Chordata; Aves; Falconiformes; Falconidae. Bases 89 to 2128 code for a protein of 679 amino acids. The transcript has 15 exons.